GAUUGGGAGGCCCCUUCCAUUGCCUUUCAUAGGGUUCAUGCUGGCAGGGAUUUACUGGAGUAGCUGCGCACGUCGAUCGAUCCUCUGUGCAAACCCUAUUUCAGCGAUAUAUAAGAAAGGCAGCUGAGGAUAAUUCUCCAUGAAUGUACGUCACAAUGAUGAUGACCGACCAAAUGCCACUGGAUCUGCCACCCAUGCUGAAUGGGGAGGUAGCGAUGAUGCCGCAUCUACUAAAUGGAGAUGGAUCACAGCAGGUCAUUCUAGUUCAGGUUAACCCAGGAGAAACCUUCACAAUAAGGGCAGAAGAUGGGACUCUGCAGUGCAUUCCAGGUCCUGCUGAAGUUCCUAUGAUGUCUCCAAAUGGAUCUAUCCCACCAAUACAUGUUCCUCCUGGUUACAUCUCACAGGUAAUAGAAGAUUCUGCAGGCGUUCGGCGAGUUGUGGUUACACCUCAAUCCCCAGACUGUUAUCCUCCCAGUUAUCCUUCAGCCAUCUCUCCAACUCAUCAUUUACCUCCUUACCUUGCACAUCAUCCACAUUUUCUCCACAAUUCACACAACCCAUUUUAUCCUCCGGUUACUGGUCCUGGGGACAUACCACCUCAGUUCUUUCCCCAUCAUCUUCCACCAAUUUAUGGAGAACAAGAAAUAAUACCACUGUAUGGAAUGUCCAGCUACAUUACAAGGGAAGACCAGUACUGCAAGCCUCCACACAAAAAGUUAAAAGACCGACAAAUUGAUAGACAAAACCGACUUAAUAGUCCCCCAGCCACUCUCUACAAAAACCACAUUGGAAACUGCACGACUGUUUACAAUGGCAAUAGCAAAGCUCACAAUGGAGGAGGAUGUGGUGGGGUCGGUGGGAUAACAGGGAUAAAGAAGCCAGAACGAAGAGCUAGAAGCAGUCCCAAGUCAAAUGAGCAAGACAUACAAGAGUAUGAAUCGGAUGUAAAGAAGUCUCAUGAAGUCCUUACUGGGAUAGAGAAACUGAUGGUUUCCAAUAUUGAAUCCAGGACAGCUCUAGUGACAUGGUCUCCACCCAGCGGCUAUUCAAGUGGAGAUAAGCACAAUAAUGGGCUGCCUUAUGCUUGCAAUUAUGAGGUGGCCUUAUCAGACAAAGGGAGAGAUGGGAAAUACAAGAUUAUUUACAGUGGAGAAGAAUUAGAAUGUCAUUUGAAAGACCUUAGGCCAGCAACAGAUUAUCAUGUCAGAGUAUAUACAGUGAAUAAAUCGGUAAAGGAAUCCUGCUCUGAGCCCAUCAGUUUCACCACCCACAGCUGUGCACCAGAAUGUCCUUUCCCACCUAAGCUUUCCCACAGAACGAAAAGCUCUUUGUCAUUACAUUGGAAGGCACCAGCUGAUAAUGGUUCCAAAAUCACCAGCUACAUAUUGCAAUGGGAUGAGGGAAAAAGGAAUAGUGUGUUUAGGGAAUGUCAUUCUGGAAACCAAAGGCACUGCAAAGUGGCAAAGCUUUGCCCAGCAAUGGGAUAUACAUUCAGAGUAGCAGCACGCAAUGAUAUUGGCAAAAGUGAAUACAGCCAAGAAGUUGUUUACUAUACAUCAGGCAAUAUCCCACAGACACCUUCUGCACCAAAGCUUAUACGAGCUGGAAUUACAUGGAUUACAUUACAGUGGUUGAGGCCAGAUGGAUGUUUCCCAGAGGAGUUGGUUUCUUAUACCCUGGAGAUUCAGGAAGACAAUGACAGUGUAUUCCAAACUGCCUACACUGGAGAAGCAUUAACUUGUACUGUGAAUAAUCUCCAAAGAAGCACACAAUAUAAAUUUAGGCUUAUAGCUUCUAACAUUGAAGGAAGUAGCAGUCCGAGUGAAAUUUUGGUCUGCACAACGAGUCCUGAUAGACCGGGACCACCAUCCCGUCCAACAGUGAAGGGUGAUAUCGCAGUACAUGGAUUCACAGUUCAGUGGGAUCCUCCAGAAGACAGUGGUGGUUCAGAAAUUCUGCAGUAUUUGUUGGAACUGUGUGAAGGUGCUUCCGAAGCGACCCAGUGGAUAGUGGCGUAUAGUGGAUCAGCGACAGUUUAUACCUGUAAUGACUUGAAAUCUGGCACUUUAUAUAAACUUCGUGUAUGUUCCAUCAGCACAGGAGGGCACAGUCAGUGUUCAGAGAGUCAACCUAUUCGGACUUUAAGUGUAGCACCAGGACUUUGCCAGCCACCAAGGGUCGUGGGCAAACCCAAGCACAAAGAAAUUCAGUUACAGUGGGAUGCCCCUGUAACACAGCCUGACUGCCAGGUGCUGGAGUACAGCCUAGAGAUCUCUGACCCUGGAGAAGAAGGCACUGAAGUGUAUCAUGGAAGCGAUUUGGAGUGUACAAUUAGCAGUCUUCUUCCUGGAACUACUUAUCAUUUCAGAAUACGAGCAAGGAAUGAUGGAGGAUAUGGCCCUUACUCAGAUGCUACAGAACUCACAACAGCAGCUGGACCACCCGCACAGUGCAAACCGCCAGUUUUAACUUUCCUGUCUGGCACAUGUAUACUUAUAAGCUGGGAGAGUCCAGAGAGUAAUGGGGCCGAUAUCUCGGAGUAUCGAUUACAGUGGGCAAAGGAAGAGGAAGAUCUAGAGUUAGUUUACAGUGGCACGGAUCCUUGCUUUGAAAUAUCUGGUUUGUCCCCAGCAAUGGAUUACUGCUGCAGACUCCAGGCAGUAAAUUUAUCUGGUGUUGGGCCUUUAAGUGAUUUAGUGAGCUGCAGAACUCCAGCUUCUAUCCCUGAUGCAGUCUCUAGCCUUUAUGUGAUGGACGAUUCCCGUUUAGAAACAUGCAGCAUGUUAUCUUUGGUGCGACUCAUGUUAGGCUGGGAAGAGCCAUGCAGCAACGGAUCUGAAAUUAUUUCAUACAACAUUGAUUUGGGAGACAUUAUCAUCUCAGUCGGAAGUGUAACGACUUACAUCAUUGAGAAUCUGCAGCCAGAAGCAACCUAUCAGAUCAGAAUCCAGGCAGUGAAUGAUAUUGGAGCUGGGCCAUUCAGCCAUACAAUAAAUGUAAAAACGAACCCUCUUCCUCCAUUGCCUCCUCGGUUAGAGUGUGCUGCUGCUGGACCCCAGAGCCUCAAACUAAAAUGGGGGGAUAGUAGUGCUAAGUCACAGGCUACUGAUGAUGUUAUUUACAUUCUUCAAAUAGAGGACAAAAGCAAAAGGUUUCUUCCCAUUUACAGAGGACCAAGUCACACAUAUAAGGUACAGCGGCUGGCAGAGUUUACCUGUUACAGUUUCAGAAUACAAGCGGUAAAUGACGCAGGGGAGGGACCAUUUUCUGAUAUCUGCACUUUCAGCACAACAAAGUCAGUGCCUCCAACAAUUAAAGCACCACGAAUUACACAAUUAGAAGGAAAUGUGUGUGAAGUCACAUGGGAGUCGGUAUUACCAAUGAAAGGGGAUCCGAUCGCUUAUAUGUUACAAAUACAGGUUGGACGAGAGGCCGAAUAUAAACAGGUAUAUAAAGGAGAAGACACAUUGUUCCAAAUCUCAGGUCUUCAAACAAAUAUGGAUUACAGAUUCCGAGUAUGUGUAUGUCGUCGCUGCUUGGAUACCUCACAGGAGCUCUCUGGAUCUUUUAGUCCAUCUGUGUCUUUUGUAAUGAGACGAAAUGAACUUAUGCUCCCAGGAGAUGUAUCCCAUUUGGACAGCUCUAAAUUCAAGAGCAUGAUGCCUACUGACGAACAGUUUGCCAUUCUCAUCGUUUUAGGCUUUGCAACCUUGUCUGUUCUGUUUGCCUUUAUACUUCAGUACUUCUUCAUGAAAUAAAUGUCCAACACACAUUUGAGGUACAAAGUUAACUAAUGCUACGCAUUAUAAUCCAGACAUUUAACCAGUUAUUCGUUUUUUUUAAAAAAUACAAACUUUUUGAUUUUGACUUUUUUCAUUUUUAAUUCAUUCAUUUACUUUUCAGCUAGAUACACUCAAAGUGUUUUGAUGCACCUUUUUGAAAUACCAAUCCAGGCAAUGGUUACAAAACUGCAAAGGGUCUGUGUCAAAGCAACAGAAAGCAGUAUGUUACAGGCCUUUGUGCAUAAUGGGUUAACUGGAUGUCUAAAUUAACAACAUACUGUGGAAAAUGUAUUGUUCCGAAGAAUUUCCAUAUAUUUCAGAAAUGACCAUUCCUAAACUUACCAAGUUUGUAAUAAUCAAUGCGUUCCAUUGUUUGUUUUUUAACUUAAUGUGUAUAAUAAUUGAUAUAAUACAUGUGCUAUAUGCACUGUCUUUCAAUAAAGGGAUGAGCAAAUUGCCUUUAAUACACAGGAUGAUUUGUACAUUUGAAAUCAAGGAAACUUCCUGUUUUGAUGGAAGCCAUAGUAAACAAGCACAAAUCAUCAGAAGUUAAUUACAUUUCAUAGCUAAUUAGUAGUGAUGAGCAAAAAUUCGGCGCGUGGCAAAAAAACUUGCAGUUGCAUCAACUUGGGUGUGGUUGCGCCAGAUUGGGUGUGGUCACAAAACAAUAGGAGUGGUCCCAGCAAAAUGGGUGUGGCUGUGGCAAAAUAGUCACGCCCUCCCCCCCAAAAAAACCGUAGGCAACAAAAAAGUUGUGCAACAAACGCUUUUCACAGAUUUUUUGCCAUUUUACAAAUUUUUGACAGAUUCGCUCAUGACUACCAUUUAGUCGAUUGAAAAUAAAUCACAAUUCAUACAAACCGAUUUGCUCAUCUCAGUUUCAGUUAUAUAUACUUUGCAGUGUAAGAUAUUUAGUGGAUCUUAUUUACGAAUACUGGCCAAUUUAUCACCAGUUCAGUAACCCAUAGCAAUUCGACAUUGACUUUUAUUUUAUAAUUUAUUUUUAUGGGUUCGGUGCAAAAUUUGGCCAGUAUUCAUAAAUUAGUGCCAGUAUCUCUAAAUCCUUAUGUUUUUACACCAAUCAACAUUUUUUUAUUCUUAAAACAAAGUUUAACGCAAAAGGGCAGUGUGCAAUAGUUAGAAACCCAAGAAAUUAAGCUCUUACAAGCUGCAGUAAUAGCUCCCAGCUCAGUCUGACCAAAAGGUUCUAUACACAGUCAUAGAAAACCUAAACUCUUUAAAUGUGAAAACCUUACAUCAAAUAGUAUCUCAAGAAAUUCAAAUGUAGAAAGUUAAAAACUAUGAAAUGAUCAUUUUUAUAUUUGUGUAGGUGAAAUACUCUGUUAGUGAUAAUAGCACUAAAAUACUGCUGAAGAGAAUUUCUUUUAGUUUAAACUGGUAUGCUUAGCACCUUUUCUAUUUCCUCUACAGCAGUAAAGGAGGUUGGAAGUGCCGGCUGCCAUUUAUGCUUGCCAUUAUUUAUAUGACAUGAUUUACUGUAAAUUUGAAGUAAUUAUAUUGUAUAACACUAAAUAUUAUUUAGAAGAAAGUUCAUACCUUCGCAACUGAAAAGGGUCUAAAUACAAUUCCGAGCAGAGAAGGGAGUUUGAGAAAUGGCAUACAUCAGAGGAAAAAUAAAAAGAAACCCAUUGGUGGGAUGUGUAAGACUGGUAGCUGAGGGUUAAAUUAACAUUAUAAGCUAUUUUUUAAUAUACAGUACCGUGACUUUAAAUAGUCAAUGACAUUGUGAUGAAUACACCUUUCUGCUUUGCAAACUUUUGCAAAUCCUGGAAAAACUUUAUUCUUUAAUACGGCACCAACUGAUGGAUAGUCCUUUGUCUGAUCUGUCAUUUUAUUCCAAGACAUGAAACUCUUUCCAGUUAAAGCAAAGAAGUACAGUACCUCAGGGAAAUCUAUCAGCUGAAGGUGCAAGUCGUUUCCAAAAGGGUGCAACAGACACAGAGCAUAUACCCUGCUUCUAUAUAACUGUAUACCUUUUGUCUAUUUUUGCUGCUUUAUUGUGCCUUGUGAUAGAAUUUAAUGGUUGCUAUUCUUUCAAAUAUAGUGUCAUAUCCCUACAGUGUAUCAGCUUGCAAAGUCCAUAACCAAAGUAAUGGGAAAACAAUGGUAAUUUGUUUUAGAUUUAUUUUUUACAAUAUAUUAAAUACAGUACUUUCAAUUCCAACUACAGUGCAAUCUUUUAUUUAUUGUAAAAAAAAGUACUAAUUUUUGUAGCACAUUAUAUAUAUAUAUAUAUAUUUUCAGUUUUGUAAGUUAGGCCAAUUUUUACUUUUUAUCAUUCUAAGUGUUAUCUAUCACAUGUUUUAUUUUCAUUCUUAUUGAGAAAAUUAAGCGCAUGUUAAACCAAAAAAAAAAGUCAAUGAUUUUAAAACGUUUACAUGUAACCAAAUGCUCUAAUCAUCUCUUCAGAAAAAAAGUGUUAUUAUCCACUAAUCAUGCUGUGUGGCUGUAAUGAUGUAGCAACUAUAAAACUGGUUCUGUAAAAUAUAUGUAGCGCCAAAUAUAUUAACAUACUGUAGUUUUGCAAACUAAUGUUUUUUUGCCAGCGUCGGGCAUACCAAGUUUUUGGUUAUUUUUUAUUUAAUUGUAUUUUUUUUAUACAUUAUCCUACUCUCUGUUUUGCAAACAAAAGAUCUUUUUGUAUUUUAUUUUUUAAAAAAUUAAGUCAUAAUUGUCCCAUUAGUUACAAUUCUUUUUUUAAUUUUACAUAUAUUACUUAAGCACUGCUGCUACCUUAAAAAAAAAGACAAAAACAAAAGAAAAAAAAAUCAGACUAGAAGAAAACAGUUGAGAUGGAAUGUUUCCAAAUAUUUUCUAAUGCUUUAGUUCAAAGCAGCAUUAUUAGCUUUGUUAUUUUCAGUCUAAAAAGGGGCUUCUACCCUCUCACCUAGGGUUGCCACCUCUGCCGGCAUUCUUAGCCUGGCAGGGGGUGGGGCUGAUGUCACGGGGGACGGGGAGGAGGUGGGGCUGUGAAGUUGCAGGACGGGAAGGAGGCGGGGCUAUGAUGCAGCGAUUGGCCGAUUGCUACGUCAAUGUUACUAAGUCCUAAUUCCUAAUUUGGGAAACCGGGUAGGAGGUUUUGACCCGGGCAGUUCUUCUGAAAACCGGGCAGGUGGCAACCCUACUCUCACCUGAUUUAUUUUAUGAACAGAAUGCCAAAGUUUAUUAAAAGGCAACCUCAAAUUCCUUUGCCAUAUCCAUAGGUUCAGUGCAAUAUUCUAAUUGUGGUACAUUUUUAAGAGCAAAAAUAAUAAGGAGCAGUAUCAUCCAUUAGAAAUACUGGGGCUUGCUUUCAGUUGGUACAUCAAAAUUAUUUUCAGAAUAUUUUAUUUUUGUAUAUAAUAAUGCUGCGUUGAAUAGUAAACAAUCGCUGUUCUCUUGCCAUAAGUUGUUUUACUUAUUUGUUCCAACUUUAAUAAUAAGCCACUAUAUAGAAUUGUUAUUAUAUAUGCAAUGAGCAAUAUAGUUAUUGGCCAGUUCACGAAGAUGUGUUUGUUUUUCUUUUUAAUAACAAAUGUUAUUUUUAUAAACCAUCUUCCCUGUGUCCAUUGAAGUUAUGAGACUGACAAAUACAUAAUAUAUUUUUAUAUUUUCAUGUUUCCCCACUAUUUGUGUUGACAUUGGACACCAAUAGUCAACACCAGGAAAGUCCAUGACAAGGGGUGACCCAACGUGUUUCGAAUUUAGUAGCCAUGUGUUCCUUAUAAUAUUGCCCUUUUUCCCCAUACAGAUUUUGGCAAAAAUAAGUAAAAGGAAUUAGUAUUCAGUUUUACCAACUCAGAAUUAAAUGAAAUUUUCCUUGUACAAUUUAUAAAUUGUAAAAAAGAAAAUAAAAAAAAUACCUCACUGUUGGGCGUACAUUCCAAGCAUUUCAUAAGACAUUCACACUUUCUUCUUUUGUAAAUUAAAGACUACUUUGUAUGCAUUGUAUUAAAGCCGCCAUAUCAAAUUUAAUGUAUAGAUUUUCCAGAAAUAUGCUUCAGUAUGUAAGAUGUAACUGUACCUCUAGUGUAUAUGUAAUAUAUUUAAGCCCAAUAAAUGUUUUACUUCUUAUUUA
Xenopus tropicalis (tropical clawed frog) is the source of this 7863-nucleotide messenger RNA. It is a transcript of the gene fndc3b, whose product is annotated as fibronectin type III domain containing 3B. NCBI's taxonomy places the organism in Eukaryota, Metazoa, Chordata, Amphibia, Anura, Pipidae. Bases 144 to 3761 code for a protein of 1205 amino acids. The record is from RefSeq and is a predicted model, not a curated record. Gene Ontology annotation, cellular component: cytoplasm; endomembrane system; membrane. The transcript is spliced from 26 exons.